Molecule: messenger RNA, 1415 nt
Organism: Zophobas morio
Lineage: Eukaryota; Metazoa; Arthropoda; Insecta; Coleoptera; Tenebrionidae
Product: translation initiation factor eIF2 assembly protein-like
Exons: 8
Coding region: 455-1252 (265 amino acids)
Cellular component (GO): cytoplasm
Source: RefSeq, a predicted model, not a curated record
AACAAUAAUAAGUGUUUCUCUUAGUUAUAUAAAAAUGAUAUGAUCUUGCAAAAAAAUAUCUUUCAAAUAUAAUAACGAACGGGAAAUAUGUUUGAAACGCGAUUAAGAAGUCUUUUAGAGGAAACUUUGACGCCAACCAAUAAAAAGAGGCCACGACACUGCUGACAUCUAUGGAUGUCUAAGGAUAGGCCACCAGCGAGACCGUAAACACAAGACACGACCAAGAGUUUGAGAACCUCUGAUCUACUGUUGUCACAGAGGGGGGGACCAUGGGAGACCAUACUGUGCGCUUGCGCAAUUGCACUAUUUGUAAUUUGUAAUUCAAGAUUGAGGUUACGACUUUUUCAGAUUGAAACAAUUUGCCUGUAAAAAGAAUUUAAUCCCUGUUACAAAUUAUUCUUGUUGUUAAAAGUACUUGUAUUUAAUUAUAUUGACAGCUUUUCGUGGCGUGAAUAUGUUGGAACUUCAAGAUUUGAAAGAUUUUUCGAUUCACAGGUGGUAUGAGCCGUUUAAGCAUAUUGCGCUUCAAACAGUAUUAUUGGAGUUGCCAGAGGUAGUUGUAGACAAGCUUAAAUCAGAUGAUUCAGAUACAGAUGUUGCAGAGGUUUGUCCCGUAGAGUUUAUGGGUGCUUUAAAAAAUGUUAUCAAUAAUUUGGACAAUAAUGCUUUUGUGAAAAACAACUGGCAUGCCCCUAUGGACGCCAAAAUGUUCAGUUUUGGGAAUGAGUUAAAAGUUACAAACGUGAAUGAUCUGUUUUUAUACUUAACUACUUCAAAUAUUAUUGCUGAAGAUUUUUCUUCACAACAGAGUAGCAUUCCGUUUUAUUUGGCCUUGAAGCCGUGGAAGAGUAUACAUCCAGCGUCUGAAUUCCGUUGCAUAGUGAUCAACAAUGUAUUGAGAGGAAUAACCCCCAGAGACUGGCCCACUUACUAUGCGCAUUUUAAGGAUGAAGGCCCUUUAAUCAUUGACACAUUAACAAAUUUUUUUAAAGAAAAUAUCCUUGGCAGAUUUCCACGCAAACACUAUAUAUUUGAUGUUAUUAUGUCAUAUCCAGAUCAACCCAGUAUUGUGGAUUUUGGGCCUAUAAAUAGCAAAACCAAUUUGUAUGCAUUCUCAUGGAGGGAAAUUUCGCCGCUUAUUAAUAAGGACUCACCUGAGGAAGUCGCUCCUAUAUUUCGCUACUUAGAUUCUGACAUUGGCAUCAUGACAAAAGCAGAUGCAAUUUAUAAAAUUGCUAAUGCUUUUACAUAACUAACUUGAGGGUGGCUAUAAUUUGCGAGCGUGAAAGGUCAAGCUAAAUUUAAGUUUUAAAAUUUUAUUAUUUAUCACGUUGUGUUGAAUAUAACCAUUUUUGUAUAAUAUAGGCAUUAUAAUGUUUUUUUAAUGACAAAUAAAUAGCUUUUUGUUAUUUGUA